UGCGCACUGGCACUCACCCCCUCGGUCUGUCCGUCCGUCCGUCGGCGAGAGGAGGCCGGAGCGCCGCGAACAGGGGGCUCGCAUAAAGUGCUGCCCUCACACUUGGCCCACGCUCAGCUUCGGGAUCAUGGCUUCCGAGGAGCUGUACGAGGUAGAGAGAAUUGUGGCCAAGAGGAAAAAUAAAAAGGGGCGAACUGAGUACUUGGUCCGGUGGAAAGGUUAUGACAGUGAUGAUGACACAUGGGAACCAGAACAUCAUCUGGUGAACUGUGAGGAGUAUAUUCUGGAGUUUAACAGGCAGCACAGUGAUAAGCAGAAAGACGGACACAUUUCCAGAGCAAACAAGCAUUCUUUAAACAAUGCUCGCAAACAAAUAUCCAGGUCAACCAACAGUUCUCUAUCAAAGUCUUCUCCCAGAUCACCAGGAAUUGGUAAAGACUCUGACUCAAAAAGCUCAAGCCAGUUCUUGUCAAGUCACCAGAAAUUCCGCAAAACCAGCUCGCAACCUUUCUCCAGUAGGAAGACAAUGGACCUCACUAAAUCGGGCAUCAAAAUCCUGGUUCCCAGAAGCCCUCUAAAGAAUAGGAUAGUGAUUGAUGGUUUUCAGGAUGCCUCGUCAGAUACAUUUGAUCAAAUGGAACAGAAUCCAGACUCUAUAGCGCCAGAUCUGGCCAUUGAGAAGUCAUUCGGGACUCUGCUGGUCCCUGGAACAGAGAGAGCACGAAUGGGAACCAGGCCAAGAACACAGCCAUCGUCACCACAGCUGCCACUGCCAGUCACAGGAGCCAUGGCUUCUGCAUUAUCAUUCAAUGGAAAAGGUUCUCCUACGUUCUUGGAUGCCUUGGGGGCUAACGGUACAACAACUAUUCAAAGUUCAGCAACAGGAGGUACGGGAAACAAGAGGAAAUUUAUAGAUGACAGACGGGACCAACCUUUUGAUAAGAGACUAAGAUUCAGUGUGAGACAAACUGAAAGUGCCUACCGAUACAGAGAUAUUGUUGUCAGGAAACAAGAUGGGUUUACACACAUUUUACUUUCUACUAAGUCAUCGGAAAAUAAUUCCUUAAAUCCAGAGGUAAUGAAGGAAAUGCAAAGUGCUCUGAACACUGCAGCAGCUGAUGACAGCAAAUUGGUUUUGCUGAGUGCCGUAGGAAGUGUGUUUUGUUGUGGUCUUGAUUUUAUUUAUUUCAUUCGACGAUUAACAGACGACCGGAAAAGAGAGAGUAUUAAAAUGACCGAGUCCAUCAGGAGUUUUGUCAACACAUUUAUCCAGUUUAAGAAACCGAUCAUCGUAGCUGUGAAUGGUCCUGCGAUCGGCCUUGGAGCUUCCAUUUUACCUCUCUGUGAUGUGGUGUGGGCGAAUGAGAAAGCCUGGUUCCAGACUCCCUACGCUACAUUUGGACAGACUCCUGAUGGAUGCUCAUCACUGACCUUUCCCCGAAUAAUGGGCCUUGCCUCAGCGAAUGAAAUGCUAUUCAGUGGACGGAAGUUGACUGCACAGGAGGCUUGUGCUAAAGGAUUGGUGUCGCAGGUUUUCUGGCCUGGAACCUUCAGCCAGGAGGUCAUGGUCCGUAUUAAGGAACUCGUCGCCUGUAAUUCCCUUGUACUUGAAGAAUCCAAAGCCCUUGUCCGAAAUGCCAUGAAGGGCGAUUUGGAACAGACCAACGAAAAUGAAUCUUAUGUUCUAAGGAAAAUCUGGAGUUCUUCUCAGGGGAUGGAUUCUAUGCUGAGGUACCUACAGAAGAAGAUCGAUGAGUUCUGAACGUGGAUUGUCUUUGGAAAAAAAUAUUUCCUGCUGGCUUGCCUUGUUGGCUUCUGAAUGCCCUCGCACAGAAGCAGAGGAGCAGGAGAACCCCAACGAUAGACACAUCCUUGAGAGGCAUCUGCCCAGAAGCAAAGGCUGGAAGGUGAAGAGCUGAACUCGUGCUGAGUGCCCAUCAGUCCAAACGACCACGGGAGAGAGCAAGCUGGGGAGAGCUGAAUGAUUUGCCGUGCACUACCAAACUUUGCAGUCUGUCCUUUGCCUGUCCGGUAGCUUUUGCCCUUGACGGUUACUGCACUCAAACACGUUGUCUGAUGCGUUUGAGAGGGGAAUGUUUGGAACGACGCUCAGCUUCAGAAAAUGGGAGGAAAGAAAACGGGUAACAAACCAGCCCGCUUCUCACUGCCAGGGAAUAGCGAGGCUGGUUUAACUAAAAAUAUAUAAAUACUCACAAAAAAUAUUCUAAAAAAGGUCAUAGGUAUAUUGUUGGGGGGGGGGGGGGGGGGGAGGGGAGGAUUACAAAUACCUCAACUAUAAAGAACAGGUGUGAUUUCUGACAGUCGAUCCUAUCUACAACAUAAAUCCUUCAGACGAUACAACACAUCCUUUCAAAGAGUCUGUGUGUACAUGUUAAAUGUGCUCAGGAGGUGUUAUUAAAUGUUUGACCCAGUUCCAGAAUUUAUUCCUAUAUUCUCCAAUACGCAUGAAGAAACCACUGGCUCCUUAAGACAAAACACGCCUUGCAGUAUUAGUGAAUCCUUGUCAAUCUUAUAUAAGGAAACAACAUGAGUUAAGUAUUAGUUUUCAUGUUUUUUUUAAAGUGUAGGGUUUUCCAUUUCUUUUUAAUCAAAUUCAAAAUGUAUCCUUCUGUUUCUGGGUAAAUAUAAAUGAUAGAAAGAGCUUGUGUUUCGUUGCCAGUUUCAAUGUAUUACACCAAAAAUGCUUUAUGAAUUCAUAACUAUGGUCUUAGUGCCACUUUAGAAACAUUUUCUUAAUUUAAUAAGCUUUUAAAUCAAAAACCCCCCUUGGCACACUAUUCAAAACAAAAAUUCUUUUUAAAAAAAACCUUUAAAAGUAGGUGAUUCUUGUAUCUUUUUGUUUAAAUGUUACACUAUGCCAUGUUCUUAACGGUCGGUGCCCCAGAUAAAUAGUAUUGUGCAUUCCUGCUAGGAGUGGUAACUAAUUCCUGUUUGCAGAUAUCUCACUGGAUAUGUAGAGAUCUGCAUUUGCAAUCUUCUCUGAAUGUAUGAAUGGAAAUUAAAUCUUAUUUUUGUACAGUUUGUUUGUACUUAUAAAUGAUCACCUCCCCUCCAGUGGAGAGCUGUACAUUGUGUAAAUCUGCCUUUACUUUGGAUUGGUACAGUAUUUUUGCAUCUGUGGGACCUACUUUUGUUCAGUAGUUUAAACUAUAUUAUAAACUGUACAAUCUGUAAAGUUUUAUAGGUUAUUAAUUAAAAUGAGCUGUGAAAAGAUCUGCGGAAAUAAAACUAAUAUUUCAUAUUCAAAAGUG
Molecule: messenger RNA, 3272 nt
Organism: Amblyraja radiata (thorny skate)
Lineage: Eukaryota; Metazoa; Chordata; Chondrichthyes; Rajiformes; Rajidae
Gene: cdyl
Product: chromodomain protein, Y-like
Exons: 7
Coding region: 128-1762 (544 amino acids)
Cellular component (GO): nucleus
Molecular function (GO): transcription corepressor activity
Source: RefSeq, a predicted model, not a curated record